Messenger RNA from Dermacentor andersoni, 5961 nucleotides. RefSeq names its product caspase-1-like. The record is from RefSeq and is a predicted model, not a curated record. Gene Ontology annotation, cellular component: cytoplasm. Gene Ontology annotation, biological process: proteolysis; positive regulation of neuron apoptotic process; apoptotic process. NCBI's taxonomy places the organism in Eukaryota, Metazoa, Arthropoda, Arachnida, Ixodida, Ixodidae. Gene Ontology annotation, molecular function: cysteine-type endopeptidase activity.
AGCGAGCAGAAGCUGCGUAUGGCCGUGUGGUUGUAGCCGAUUGUUUUAGCUUCAUUUUUUUUCUCCGUGGUAGAAUCACGCGGAGCUUUUGGUUGAUCGCGCCAAACGAGCAGCGACGGCUAUCAGCGGUUGUAAGUUUUGCCAGCGUAAAGAGGUGUGUUUUGAAGUUUCGGACAGUGCAAGACUCUUUGUGAGACAGUUGCGUUCGUGGAGUUGGCGGCAGCAGCUGCUUCGCGGUAACUUUUGAGAACUCGGUGCGUAACAAGUGGCUUCACGGCUUCACACUAUGGCCAACAAGAGCGGAGAUAGUUUUCAGGGGAACGACAAAAAUGCUAAUAGCAACAGUGAGACUGAUGCAAGAAGCGUUUUUGGGGGUCUGUCUUCGGGCUGCUGUAUACCCAGAAUGUUCACCGGGCGGUCGGCCUCCAAGUACCCUGUGCUGCCCACAUCACUCGAGGAUGAGGAGUACAACAUGGCCCACCCCAAGCGAGGCAAAUGUGUCAUCUUCAACAACAGGUAUUUUGAACCCCAUACAAAGCUGACUGAACGGAGGGGGACAGACUUGGAUGCCGAGAAUCUCUACUAUCGCUUCAGUGAGUUGGGUUUCGAGGCAGUCAUCAAACCCAACAUGACACGCAAGGAAAUGCUGGACGAAUUGGACAGAUUGGGCAAACAAGAUUACAGAGAUGAUGACUGCUUUGUCUGCUGCAUCCUGACACAUGGUGACCGUGAUGUUCUUUAUGCGACUGAUGGAAAGUUCCCUGUAGACAACGUAAUGGACCCUUUUCGUGGUGACGUUUGCCCCAGUCUGCUUGGCAAGCCCAAGCUGUUCUUCAUUCAGGCUUGCCGUGGUGAUAGGCUGGAUGCAGGCACUCCGGCAGUCUUGGACACAUCUGAUUCACCAGGCCAGAUAUACCGCAUCCCAACACAUGCUGACUUCCUGGCUGCCUACUCGACCGUGCCAGGAUUCUACUCGUGGCGCAAUACAUCACAAGGCUCGUGGUUCGUACAAGGCCUGUGCUCCGUGCUCCAGGAGCGAGCACGGUCUGCGGACCUGUUGUCCAUGUUGACGGUGGUGUGCCGCCGUGUUGCACUUUACUUCGAGUCGUGUGUGCCAACUGACCCCGGCAUGGACCGCAAGAAGCAGGUGCCGUCCAUCACCUCCACGCUCACCCGGCUAGUUUACUUUGGACGGCGUCCUUAGGUGUGCCUUUUCUUUUGUUUGUGCUUUGCCAUGUGCCCUCACCUGUCCUUCCUUGUUUUGCCUCAGAGGACCAAAGCUGCAUGUGAGAGAACAUCAUUGGGUGUUUAUUUGAUUUGGCCAGUUGCACUGGCCGAACUAGUCCCUUGCACAAGGAUUUUUAUCAGGGCAAGUUGAUACCCACUUGUAAGAGUGUCAAAGCAGCAUGAAAAAGGGGACAUAGUAGAAAUGGAAUCUGACAUGUAGCUGCCGUGCUUAUGUCGAUGCAUUUUUUUUACGUCCCACUUUUUGCAUUGUUAUGGUCCUUAGUUCCUAGUUUGUUUGUUUAUUGACAUGGUGUAACAGUGUGGAAUAUAUGACUGCCGUCAAAAAGUUUGAGGACUUUCUGUGGUAAUAAGUUGCUGUUUAGAUUAUUCACCAUUGCUAUUGAUGAGCAGUUCAGGUGCUCACAGGCACUCCAAGGACAAAAAGAGCUUACGUCAUGGCAGCUAAGGAUAAGUGCAAUGAUGUAUUGCAGUGUAAGGUGGUAAAGGAUAAACGGCAGGGAGGGCCAUGGGAUGCCUUGAGCGACGCUUGGAAAUCAUGUUUUCUGGAAAUUUAGCAAAAUAUGAAACUUUACAACUGAUUUAGUAAAUUCACAUCAACAAGAUGUUUUAGCGCCACCCUUAUUGGUUCAACCAUGUGGCAGUUGUGUGUACACUUUUUCCAAAGCAUUUUGCACAUAAUGUGUUGGCACUGGAAUUGGGGUGUACCAUAUUGUGUAAGACACAUUGAGCAUUGCCACCUGUCUGUCAAGUGCAUUGGCUAAUAGCAUACACAGCUAUAUAUUACUGUGUCCAGUGCUCAAACUCUUUUGAGGGUGAUAAUGUGGGUAGUUUUAUUCAUCACUAAAUUUGUGUCGUAAUGCGAGUUAUAAAGUUGACUACAUGAAAAAAAAAAAAAAGUGCCUACAGUUGCACAUACUGUCGGCAUAAAAAGUUUAGGUUCAGCAGGAUAUCUGGAAAAGAAGCCUGGGCAGAUGGCCUGGAAUUGAGGGUUCAGUCAUCAGUAAUGCUUCUAAAACAAUGCUACACAUUUAAAGCAUGUAAUCGCAUCUUUUAAAUUUCGAACACUAACUUUACUAUCUCACAAAUGUUCCUGGGCCAGAGAGCUGAGGGCUGGCCAGGAUGUAGAUUGAUGCGACGCCAUUGUGCCCACUGGAGCUGAUCUCUUUCUCUGUUUUUCUUUUAGUGUUGAGGUCUAAGAAGCCUAGGUGUCACCUUAGUCGGCUCAAUUCCAGGGAAUGCAGCACGGCCGUGUAGAGCUUACGGAUUGACUGGCCACUAGCACUUUGGCCUUGAAACUUUCGUAACGGUGCAGGAAAUCAUAUCGACCUAAAUGGACAGACCCACAUUGGGCAUAUCAUUGGCAUGGAGUGACCUGGAGCAUAGAAUUGCAGCUUUGUAACUCAGGCAUGAAAAUGAAGUGGCAUUUAAAUUAGAAUGAACAAUUUGAGAAUUUGCCCCAAUCAUUGGUCUGCCUUCAUGACAGGCAAGAAAAUAUUUUAUUUCUGUUUUGCCAGUGCAAACUAGGAAAGCACUUGGAUCAUCUAAAUAAUUGUACCUUUGCCAUUCUCAUUAAUUUAAAUACCUUGGAUCCCAGAGUUUUUUUUCAGCUGGAGUGUUUUGCAUAUCAAAAAAUUAUUGAUGUUCUUUUACCAUGGUUUGCAAGCUUCUAGAGAUUAUAGCUAUUGCUCUGCAGAUGUGCCUUAUGAGUGGCUUUUUCUAGCCAUGCUCCAUGUAUGCAGAAGUUUGUGAGGGCAUGUUUUCUACCAUGCCUUUUCUUGAUGAUGGAAUUAGGUUUAGGCAGUGUGUGACGGUCUGUGUUGAUUUAGUUUGCUCAGACAAAAUCUGUGUGUUCAGAACUGUAAACCUUUACACUACAGAAUUAUUUUAGUGCAGGCCUAGCUUUGGGGGUGGGAAAGCUGACUUGUCAGUUAGCCCGCUUUCUCUAGUGAUAUUGUUUUUUCUUUUAAUAUUGAGAAAUGAUGCUUUUGCCAUGAUAGGUUGUGGCAGUGGUGUCAAUUCUUGACCACAGUGCAGCAUGUGUAGAGUACUGUUAGUACUUGUUGCUGCACCAAGUGUGUACGAACUUUUCUUGCGUAGAGAAAGUACUAUAAGGUGUAAGUGUUGUAUUGAAGUCCCUUUUGACCAAAGCCAAAUUUAGCCAGGUAUUUUAGUAUCAACCAACACUUUCGCUAUGUAUAGCCGGUGCAUCGCAAACACAUGCAGGUAUGCAAGAGUGAUCUGAGCUGAGCUGUUAGCUUUCUUUUUGAUUCUAAAAGGAUGUGGGUUGUUGUAGUAAAUGUCCCGCAUUGGGGGCGGGGGGGGGUGUUUAUUUCUCUCCAAGCAUUUUUUCUUGCUGUGUGUUUGAGCCAAAGCCAUGUCAUGGAAUGAUUCCCGUCAUCUAGGAGAACCUUCUGUUGGAACAUCAGCUUUCUAAAGAGCUGUCGAACAUUGCAACUGUGUGGUGGUAACAUGACCAGUGUAAGAUUAUUUUGAUAAUUUAGUGAAUGGUAACAGGGUUUCCAUGACGAGAGAAGGAGAAAUGGAAAAAAAGGCAAUACAUUAGAUUGUAAUUAAACUCACUUUGGUUUACUUAAUUUAUUUACAUGGUAAUGUACUGCCCUAUCUUGUCCUGUUCCUUUCAGGAUCUGACAUGAUUGGGAUGCCAUUCAAAAUCAGAUUAAUGUGCAACUGUUCUUGAAAGUGAAAGAAAAGCAGCCUAGCACAAGCACUCAAAGGAGCAAGUAGAUGAAAUAGUAUGCGGAGUUGUGUUUAAAACGGUGAACAAUCAUGAAGUGAGCAUGCAAGCGCAAUGCGCACACUGUUUGCAAUACUUAUCUCACCAGCUGCACUUGUUUACUAUGUACUUGGAACAUUUUAAAAGGCCGUAUUUUAAGGGGCCCCUCUCCAGGCGUCAUCGUAUAUUUUGGUUAUACACUAGAGAGUUGCAAAAGGCUGCUAAAGGAGCAUUGUACUGCAACAGUAAAGGUUUAGUAGUUGUAGUCAAGAUAGAAGCAUGUGAGCUACCCUCCCUAUGCUGCAAUUCUCUCCAAUUGCCUCAGCCAGUUCUUGCAGGCAACAUUCCUCUCCUGCCUUCUGCCAUGUUGGAGUUGUGGCUACUUUCAUCAUAUACAUAGCGCACAUAAAACGAGGACAAAAGAGAGACAGAAGUCGAGAUGUACCAACUUGCCCAUACCGCCAACCUUGUUCUUUUUUGUCACAAGCUCCGUCUCUCUCUCUCUCUUUUAAAAAUGUUUUUUUCCCUUGCUGUGUAAUAUAUUUCCAAAAAUAGUUCUACGUGUUCUGCAUUUAAUGGGAAUCUCCCAAGUUUUUCGUACUAGUGCCGGUUAAUUGGGCUCUGCAGGCUAAUUGUGUGCUGCGGGCGUAAGCAUGUGGUGCGGAAGCACCAUGCUCACGGACAGAGUGGCUCCUUCGACAAGAAGACCACGCAGGCUUUUGUUCAAAUUUUUCAGCUGUUUUGGGGCGCAUGUCGGUGAAACACUUUGUAGACAUGACUGUCUCCUCGUGAUCUGUGCGCUGCGGUUGCCCGUUUGCAAUGCCCAGACCUGGUGAGGGGCCCUUUAUAAAUAGGUGCAGUGCAACAUAACGGUCUGAUAUUUAGCAGGCACUCUGGUAUGGUAUAGCAGACAUUCAGGUUGCGUGUUGGGUAAGCAUUGUAGCACAUCUCUGGCACAUGUUGAUGAUUGACUGAAAUUCCAGCCUUUAACUUCGAUACAAGGGAAGGAGGCACUGGCUAUUUUGGAGCUAUAUUAGGGGUGCAUGAGUCUUAAGAAUUUCAGUUGCUUCUGCCUCGAAGCAAAGUGUUCAACUCAAAAUUUGAUAUUCAGCUUCUUCAGAUAUUUCAUAAUGCCCAAAUAUGCAGGGUUGCUGCAAUUAUUGGAGCCUGUCUGCCAUGUAACAGGGCCCACGUGUAUACUCUGCCAACAACUUCAACUCUAAUAUAAGUCAGCAUGUAGCCAUGAUGUUAGAAGCCUUCCUGAACGAAUUUCUAAAUAAGAGUUUGAAAAUUCAUUUUAAAUGAGAUUUAAUUUUCACCUUAUUUCACCGGAAUGUUUGCUUUUCUGCUUUAAGGAAGUGCGCAACUGCUCGGUAUUCGAUUUUACCUUUGUAGCCUGCAUUCUUCAAACAUAUUUAAUAAUUUUGAUUUGAACAUUUGAGUAUUCAAGCUCCUGUAAGAGUUAGCAAAACUAGAAGGGAUUAAAAGAAUGUGGACAACACGUUGCCAUCUCUGGUGCUGAAGCUUAGGAACCAUGUGAAAAUCCUGUACUUAAGAGAGUGAUGGCGUUAAGCUUUUAAAAUCUCCAUAUACAAUAGUGUCUACUUUACCACUUUACUUCCAUGGAGGCCUUAGCUCUAAGAGGUGCCUUGUUAUACACAAAUGCUUCUCUUAAGCUUCAAAUGUUUCUGCCACUUGCCCAAUGCAAUAACAGACAGCUCAUGAAAACUUUGGUGAGACAAGGAUUGCAUGCCUGGGAAGGACAGCCAGCUCUUUAAAUGUACUGUCUGGGAUUGUUUCUACAGCAGUAAAUGGGCAAGCAAGCACUGAAUGUCACAGACACCGUAUACUGGUCUGGAAUGAAGUAGAUUGUAAACACUUUUUAUGUGUUGUAACUUGGAUUUCAGUAACAAUACCUUGAUUUGCGCGAGUUGGUUCAUCUUGACAGUUUUCAUAAAAAACGCUAAAGGCAAAGUCGA